AAUGACUAAACGAUGACGGUCUAUUUCCCACCGAAAUCUAAGCUUAAUACCAGGUAGAGCACCAGCAAGAAAUAAUAGCAUCUCGCAUCCACACCACCGCCGUUCGUUCUCACCGCGGUUUCUCCACCUGCUUCUGGAAGCUUCUUUCAUUGUUCCUUUAUUCUCUCCCUUGCUAUAUAAUCCUCCUAUUUUCCCAAUCCACACCAUUCAAAUACUCCCAUUUUUAGCAUCAUACGAUUACAAAACAUCUCAUAUUCCUCUUCAUCUCCUUCCAGAAAUCUUCGGAUCAAAACUCUUCUGCGAUCAUGGCCGAGGAAUUUCCCCAAUCCCAGCAACAUCUUGCUACCAGGGAAGAUGAACCGGGGCUCAAGUACCUGGCGUUUGUGCAAGUGGCUGCUAUUCAUGCCCUCAUGCGCUUCUCCAUCCUCUAUGCCUAUGCCAAGGAGCAUUCUGGCCCCCUCAAGCCAGGCGUCGAGAGCGUGGAGGGAACCGUCAAAAGUGUGAUUCGACCUGUAUACGAUAAAUUUCAUGACGUCCCUGUCGAAGUCCUUAAAUACGUUGAUCGCAAGGUCAGGGUCGAAUGGAGAAAUUUGUCCUGCUUGCCAUUGUUUUCUGCCAAUGUGGGAGACUCCUUGACUGAGCUAGACCGCCAUGUACCUUCCAACAUCAAGAAGGCAUCGGCCCAAGCCUUCACUGUCGCUCAAAAAGCUCCGGAGGCGGCUCGAACCGUGGUUUCUGAAGUUAGGCGAGCUGGUGUGGUAGAUACUGCGUCGGGUUUGGCUAAGUCGGCGUACUCCAAGUACGAACCUACAGCCAAGGAGCUGUAUGCAAAGUUUGAGCCGAAGGCUGAGCAGUGUGCGGUGUCCGCAUGGCAGAAGCUGAACAAGCUGCCAAUGUUCCCGCAAGUUGCUAGUGCCGUUAUUCCAACGGCAGCCUUCUGUACGGAGAAGUACAACCAGACUGUUGUUUACACCGCUCAGAAGGGUUAUAGAGUUUCGACCUACCUGCCAUUGGUGCCUACGGAGAAGAUUGCAAGGAUUUUCGGUGAAAAUAAGGCGUGAUAUUUCUGGUUGUUGUUGUCUUUGUAAAAUGUAAGGGAUUGUGUUGCUUUAGUCGCUUGUGAUUUUUCUGGUUGUUGUUUCUUUCUCCUGUAUACUGUUUAAGUUGUUGUAUCAGGAAGCAGCUAUUUGUUUGUUUCCCGGUUCUGUUGUAAAGAGUGUUUAGGUGCUAGGUGAUGACUGGAGCUUAACAGCGUGAUGGUUUGAGUACUCAUGUUGAUCUAAUAUCACCACUUUCAUGAGCCGAA
Messenger RNA from Prosopis cineraria, 1306 nucleotides. RefSeq names its product REF/SRPP-like protein At3g05500. Lineage: Eukaryota; Viridiplantae; Streptophyta; Magnoliopsida; Fabales; Fabaceae. The record is from RefSeq and is a predicted model, not a curated record. The transcript is spliced from 3 exons. Bases 306 to 1061 code for a protein of 251 amino acids.